AUGAGUGGAAGAAAAUUAGCUGCUGCAGCAAUGCCAUCAAGGCGUCGCAUGGCUCAAAAUUAUCUGGUCAUUUGGGUCGAUGGCAACAUCGACGAAAACAAUGACGAUUACCGAAGUACACUGGCACAACUACGCACAGUGGUCAGUGAUGUGAACGCGUGCACGACACCAGAGCAGUGUGUCGAAUUUCUCGAUGAGAUUGAUGAUGGCAAAGCCUUCAUAAUUUCAUCGGAACCAUUAGGACAAAGCCUUGUAAAUGACAUUCACGGCAUACCAAAAGUGGAUGCCAUUUACAUUUUGUGCGACAACAAGGCGUGCCAUGAACCAUGGGCGAAGGAAUGGUCCAAGAUUCGAGGUGUUUUCACCUCCAUCAAGCCGAUAUGUGAAUCGCUGAAAAAGGUCGCCCAUGAGUGCGAUCAUGAUUCGAUCCCGAUGAGCUUCGUUCCGAAGCAAACAGUGGCAGAAGGGGUAACAGGCUCGGAUCAAAAAAGUCUUAAUCAAUUACCACCGAAUUAUAUGUACUCGGUAAUCUUCAAGGAUAUUAUAUUAGAAAUCGAUGACGAUGACGAAAAAUCUAUGAACACUUUAGCAAUAUAUUGCCAAAAACAAAAUAUCCCAGAAAAAGAAAUAAAUAAAUUUAAGCUUAACUACCACCAGAAAUCAGCAGUCUGGUGGUAUACCAAACAAAUUUUUCUCUAUGGUAUGCUUAAUCGUGGGUUAAGAUCGCUUGAUAUGGAAGCGAUGUCCAAAUUAGGAUUUUUCAUUCGAAAACUGCAUCUUCAAUUAGAACAAUUGCAUCAGGAGCAGUCGGCAAGUUUCAAGAAAUCCUUUACCGUUUAUCGUGGUCAGGGGCUCAGUCAACAAGACUUUCAAAACCUAAUGGAUUCAAAAGGUGGGCUCCUUUCAUUCAACAAUUUCUUAUCGACUAGUAUGGAAAGAGAAGUGGCCACAUUAUUUGCUCCACAGAUCCUAGAGAGAAAUCCAGAUAUUGUGGGUGUUAUGUUUAUUAUGAAAAUAGAUCCAAGUAAAAUAUCAACUUCAAUCACACCAUUUGCAAUGAUUGAUGAACACAGUGCUCUCCCACAAGAACAAGAAAUAUUAUUUACAAUGCACACUGUUUUCCGUGUUGGUGAAAUUAAACAGACGCCUGAGAAUAGUCGUCUUUGGGAAGUACAAUUAGCUAUUACUGACGAGAGUG
Messenger RNA from Rotaria socialis, 1198 nucleotides. Lineage: Eukaryota; Metazoa; Rotifera; Eurotatoria; Philodinida; Philodinidae. The record is from the annotation of a GenBank genome assembly.